CUCCCGAGCCAAGGUACAAAACCAAAUCACAAAUGUCCCAUCAUUCCCGACGCCUCAACACUUUGAGACGAUCGUCGUUGCAGAAUUAAGUCUUUACUUCUUCACUUGGACUUUCUUAAGUCCCAUGCUGCCUCCACUGAUCACAGUACCACUCUUCUUCCAACGUGUGUCCAACUUCAUUAAUGGGAGAGAGCGACUGGGGCAGUUUGGCAGUGAGAAAUUCAAAGCGGUGGCUGCUAAUGUAGGUGUGUGUAACAAUGCUGUUAUGAUGAUUCCCAGUACUAUCUUGAGAAGCCAUCUAUAAAUGCUCCCACCCACUCUCCCAACUCCAUAUAACCCUUUGCCAUAUCAGUCAAAGAACACCCAUCUCAGCUCUGUUUGUAGUGGAUCAAAAGAGGAAACAAUAUGAAGUCCAAUCCCCUCUACAUUCUUGGCUUUCUCACAGUUGCACUUGUGGCUAGCCAUGCUGCAUUACCGCCGGAACUCUACUGGAAAUCCGUACUGCCAAACACACCCAUGCCAAAAGCUGUUAGUGAUCUUCUGGAGCCAGACUUCCUGGAAGACAAGAGCACCGCUGUGAGCGUCGGUGCCGGCGGAGUCAACGUCGACACAGCCAAAGGGAAGCCACCAGGUGGCACAACGGUAAACGUUGGAAAGGGCAGCGGCGUGAACGUGAACACCGGCAAGGGAACUCGUGUUGCCGUCGGAGGCAAAGGUGGUGGAGUUGGUGUCAACACCGGGAAGCCCGGGAGUCGAACAAAUGUCGGUGUCGGCAAAGGUGGAGUUGCUGUCAACGCCGGGAAGCCUGGUGGCAGAACAAACGUCGGCGUAGGCAAAGGCGGCGUUGGCGUCAGCACCGGCAAGCCCGGCGGCAGAACAAACGUCGGCGUGGGCAAAGGCGGAGUGUCAGUACACACAGGGAAGAAAGGAAAAAGGCCCGUUUACGUCGGAGUAAAACCGGGGAAGAACCCAUUCGUGUACAGUUACGCCGCCACCGCGGAUCAACUGCACGGCAACUCCAACACAGCAAUCUUCUUCCUGGAAAAGGACAUCCAUCCUGGCAAAGUAAUGAACUUGGACUUCACCGAAACCCGCCACGUGUCCACCUUUUUACCUCGACAAGUGGCCGGCUCAAUCCCAUUUUCAUCCGGAAAGCUGCCAGAGAUCCUGAACCAAUUCUCGGUCGAACCGGAGUCUCAGGAAGGCAAGACGAUGAAGAACACGAUCGAGGAAUGCGAGAGCCCCGCGAUCAAAGGAGAGGAGAAGUACUGUGCCACGUCGCUCGAGUCCAUGGUCGAUUUCAGCACCUCGAAGCUCGGCAGGAACGUGGAGGCCAUCUCUACAGAAGUGGAGGACAGUGAAGUUCAGAAGAAGCAGGAGUAUGAGAUCAAAGAUGGAGUGAAGAAGCUGCCAGGUUACAGGUCUGUGGUUUGCCACAACCAGAAGUAUGCUUACGCUGUGUUCUACUGCCACACCACCCAGACCUCGAGGGCGUACGUCGUUCCUAUGGAGGGCGCCGAUGGGAAGAAGGUGAACGCAGUCGCAGUGUGUCAUACGGAUACUUCAGGGUGGAACCCCAAGCAUUUGGCUUUCCAGCUGCUGAAAGUUAAACCAGGGAGCGUUCCAGUUUGUCACUUCCUUCCUCAGGAUCAUGUUGUUUGGGUUCCCAAAAAGUAAGGUUUAUCCUGCAGUAAACAAAUUCCAAACACGGCCCAGUUGUAUCGGUCAGCUCAGGAUAGCUACAGUUGGAGUGUUGUAAGGUUUUCUUAUUUAAUAAUGUACUCGUCAAAUUUACUACAGUCACGUUAUGUACACUUAUAAGUUAUAAUGCUUUGCUUUCACAGUGGACGAAUAUACUAUAGUCUAUACGUUUAGUAAUAAAACAACCAGCCUUAUUUGUCUAACUUGCAUGGGGAGUUACAGUAAAACUAAAGUACCAGUAGGAUAUCCAAGAGUAAUGAGGGAGUUUAGAUCAAAGACGUU
Messenger RNA from Linum tenue, 1983 nucleotides. The record is from the annotation of a GenBank genome assembly. Lineage: Eukaryota; Viridiplantae; Streptophyta; Magnoliopsida; Malpighiales; Linaceae.